AUCACUGACCCAGCUCUGCAAGCACUAGCCCCCACCCACAACAAUUUUUUUUUUUUUUUUUUAAAUCUCUUCAUUUCACUUGCCAUUCAGACUCUAUCUGCACGGUUUUCCAUUGCAAAUGGCGGUCCAUGUCCAGUCCGUAGAGAACUUAACCAGCAGAUGGACCGUCGCUGCCCGGUGCUGUGACUUCUGCAAAACGGCAACCGCUGCUGUGUUUUGCCGAGCUGACUCGGCUUUCCUUUGUCUCAAUUGUGACACCAAGAUCCAUGCCGCGAAUAAGCUCGUGUCCAGACACGAGCGUAUUUGGAUGUGCGAGGUUUGUGAACAAGCACCAGCUGCCGUCAACUGCAAGGCUGACGCUGCUGCCCUCUGCGUCACCUGCGAUGCAGAUAUUCACUUGGCUAAUCCUCUUGCUCGCCGUCACGAACGCGUUCCUGUUGAGCCUUUCUUCGACUCGGCUGAGUCUAUUGUUAAAUCUUCGCCGUUUAAUUUUCUAGUGCCUAGUGAUCAAAAUGGUAUCUCCGCCGGUUACCACCAGAAUCAUGAGGAUGAUGUGGAGGGUGUUUCGUGGCUGUUGCCGAAUCCUACUAACCUGAAUUCGAAAUUAGGCUUGGAAAAUCCUGAAAUGAAGGCUGACGGAGAUCUAUAUUUCCCUGAAAUGGAGCCGUUACUUGAUAUGGAGUUUCAACAGAGCCAUAGCGGGGCUACUGAUAGCGUGGUGCCUGUACAGACCAAACCAGCUUCAAUUCCAGUCAUCAACAACGAUAUCUGCUACGACGUCGAUUUCUGUAGAUCAAAGCUCUCUUCCUCCAACUACCCAACUCAGUCUCUUAGCCAAAGCGUUUCUUCGUCAUCGCUUGAUGUAGGAGUGGUUCCAGACGGGAACUCUAUGUCCGAUAUAUCGUACCCUUUUGGCCGAAACUUGAAUACUGGUACCGAUCCAAUCGCAUCCAUCUCGACUUCUACCACAAAUCAAACAGCACAGAUGUGUGGGAUUGAUCGGGAAGCUAGGGUAUUGAGGUACAGAGAGAAGAGGAAGAAUCGGAAAUUCGAAAAGACCAUACGCUACGCUUCUCGCAAAGCAUAUGCCGAAACCAGACCGAGAAUCAAAGGCCGGUUUGCGAAACGAGCUGAAAUUGAAUCCGACAUGGACCGCCUGUAUAACUCCCCCUCCUCCGUAUCUUUCGUGUCCGAUGCCCAAUACGGCGUCGUUCCAUCGUUUUGAAAACAAAAGGGUUAGGGAGUAUAAUCAUUAAUUUAUAAUUAUAAUUAUAGUUAUAAAUGAUUAUGUAGUUUGACAAGCAUAAAUAUAUGUUUAUUGUAAUUGGUAAGUAGAAAUAAAUGGAAUAAUCCUGUGAGGUGUUAAUUAGAGUUGGGAAGUUGGUCGGUGUAAAUUAGCGUCCUUUAUUCGCUGAAUUUGCUCCAAAGAGCCCUCCUUUCUCUCCCAGGGCUUCUGUACUUGUUUCAAUUUUAGUAAAAAGUUUUUCUUCUUUCCUUUUA
Molecule: messenger RNA, 1500 nt
Organism: Hevea brasiliensis (rubber tree)
Lineage: Eukaryota; Viridiplantae; Streptophyta; Magnoliopsida; Malpighiales; Euphorbiaceae
Product: zinc finger protein CONSTANS-LIKE 5
Exons: 2
Coding region: 119-1225 (368 amino acids)
Biological process (GO): regulation of flower development; regulation of photoperiodism, flowering
Cellular component (GO): nucleus
Molecular function (GO): protein binding; zinc ion binding
Source: RefSeq, a predicted model, not a curated record